UCGUUUUUCGCGGGGCCCCGCCCAUCACGGAGUGUGAUUGGUCCACUGAGACGUCAUCUUUCCGAGCUCCGUGCUGAUUGGCUGGAGGUCGACGGGACCUUUUAAACUGUAGUUGAAUGACUGAACACGCACGUGGCUCCUCCUCCUCGCUGUGGGACUCUCAGAAGGAGCACCAGGACCUCCUCAUCAUGUCCAGACGAAGCCUUCGGCUGGAUGAAGGUCUGUUGGACUGGAGUCUUCCUCACAGCAGCGCCUCCUUCAGUGUGGGAGGAGCCAGCUGGAGGAGCAACAGGUCGUUGAAGUGCCGUCGCUCUCAGCAUCUCUCCGCCUCCUGCUCAGAGUCUCUCCUCCUCACUUCUCCUCGUAGAGCGACGUCUCUCCUCAGCAGCAGCCUCCACAGCGUCGCCUCCGACGCCUCCUUGCUGUCAUCUCUGCUGGAUGAGUCUUCGGUGCAGGAGUCCACGCUGGUUGACACCUUCUGGGGUUUGGACCAGGACCUCGAUCCCAAAGAGAGCACCAUCGUAGCUGACCAGAGCUCUCUGGACCCGGACAGUCGCUGUCCUAAACACCUGGUCCAGACUCUCAGCAGGGUUCCCUGUAAAGACUGUGAGCAUCAGUCUGUCUCCACAAACUGCUCCUCCUCCAAGUACACCUCCUCCUCAGAGCCAGAGGCCUCCACCAUCUACUGCAGAGACCGGAGCCACAGGAGCAAGACAGAUGUUCUGCAGCUGUGGUUCCUCUCCUCUGUGCUGUGUGUCAGGAGAGCUGCAGCCGGCUGUGCGAGUGUCCUGACACACACCUGGCAGGUGUGUCAGGACCUGUUCUCACAGACUGAUAACACACAUGCAGCUCGAUCAGGUCUCUGUGGAGUCAUGGACCUGAAGGAGUCCACUACGACCCAGAAGGAGCUCCAUCCCUAUGGAUCUCUGUCUGACGUGUACAAGAGGCUCAACAGACAAUGGCGUCACAUGACCUCCAGCUUCCUGCUGACUGGGUUUCCUCUGCUCCUCCUCGUGGUCCUCCUUCCUCUGCUCCUCCUCUUCUUCAGUCUGUGCUGGUUCGGUCCAGCUGCUCUCCGGUCCGUCCUUCCAGCCGUGGACGUCACAGAACGGGGGACGCUGGUCUCUGGUCUGUCCGCCGUCAGCGGCUUCCUGUCCUUCCAGAGCCGACCAGCAGAGGGCGCCGUGGAGGAGAGGAGGGAGGUGCAGCCUCCAGCUGCAGGAGAGGAGGACGGGUCGGUCCGGCUCGUCCGUCUGGAGGAGAGUCUGGCGGUGCUCUGGGGUCACGUGGAGGCCGGCGGGCAGCGGGCGGACCAGAGACACCAGGAGCUGCUGCAGCUGUACGCUGACCUCCAGCAGCCGGUCUCGGAUCAGAGACACGGAGAGGAGGAGCAGCCCUGGAUGAUGGACCUGCUGGACCAGAAGCUGGACCAGCUCAGCAGAGGACUGGACGAGGACAGACGGCAGACAGAGAAGCAGGAUUCAUUUCAGCAGCAAAGUGAAACGUCUCGUCUGGAUCUUCUGGAGCUGCAGCUUCAAACACUGGCAGCCAGAACAGAGGUUCAGUCCUAUAUGAACGCCGGCCCCCCGUCUCUUAUGAACGCCGGCCCCCCGUCUCUUAUGAACCCGCCGGCCCCCCGUCUCUUAUGA
Anarrhichthys ocellatus (wolf-eel) is the source of this 1649-nucleotide messenger RNA. RefSeq lists its product as uncharacterized. Lineage: Eukaryota; Metazoa; Chordata; Actinopteri; Perciformes; Anarhichadidae. Bases 117 to 1649 code for a protein of 510 amino acids. The transcript has 12 exons. The record is from RefSeq and is a predicted model, not a curated record.